Messenger RNA from Lycium barbarum (goji berry), 1949 nucleotides. RefSeq lists its product as uncharacterized. The transcript has 9 exons. Lineage: Eukaryota; Viridiplantae; Streptophyta; Magnoliopsida; Solanales; Solanaceae. The record is from RefSeq and is a predicted model, not a curated record. The coding region runs from base 398 to 1687 and encodes 429 amino acids.
AACAGAGAUAAACUCAAGCAACGUCUUUCAGUUCCGGUUAGAGAAAAAUCAGCGAGCAGAGAUACACUAAGCGUGCAUCUCUCCCAGUUUGUUCACGAAAAAUCAGCCGUACGUCUCUAUUCCAGCUUUUUAAAAGGAAAUCAGCCUCCCUAUGUCUCAGAACACAUUCCAAUCUUUCUUUCAAAAGAAAAUCAAUCUUUUCUUCUUAUUGCUGUGUCUAUACUAUCCGGACAGAUUCUUGGAGUUUCCUUCUCAUGAAGUCGAAAAAAACAUAGUUGUGUUAAAAGAAGAACUCCAGGCAUCGCUCAUCAAACCUGCUCGUCUGUUGGUCUGGCUCUUGUGAACUGCUACUGAUAAAAAAGCUCAUUCUUAGAGUGUUCUUCUCAUCAAGGUUGACAUGAAUCCAUCAAAAUUUGAGAACUCUGGAAUGGGAUCAACUUUCAAGACUAAUAAGCAUGCAUACAUUCCACCUGGUGCCUUAGCAAGUAGACGAGGGAAAAGCUUAAAACCUUCGGGCUCCGUAAGAGUAAUGGCUGAACAAAAAACUCCAAUUGGCCAAAGUAAAAAUUUUAAUGCAUCCACAUCUUAUCAACAUGAGCCAGCACAGAAUAAUAUCCUUGUACCUCCUGGUUUUGAUCAAAUUGAAGAUGAUGUUUCCCUCUCUACAGAAGUUGAAGUGAUGCAAGAUACUCAGACAAACGAAACAAUUGUAGGUCCUCGUGAAUCUGAGAAAGCAAAAAAGGUGAGAGGAAAGAACAUUUGUAAAAAUGUUGCAAGACUCAAACCUGGAGAAAAGUUGAGCGUCACUUUUUACCAGAAUCGAGCUGUUGGGAAGCAUACUACCUCGUUUGUGAGACACUUGGGUAUUUUAGUUCGUGAUCGUAAUAUGUGCCCAUUGAGGGUACACUCCUGGAAGGACAUCGAAGAAGAUAAGCUAGAACACAUGUGGAAUGCUGUUACUGAUAAAUUUGUCUGUGACAACAUGAAUGAUCAAAAAGAACAUGUCUUACAACAUAUGAGAAGGUUAUGGAAUAACUGGAGAGGAUCACUGCACAAUAAUAUGAAGUCUAAGCCAUUCCGCGAUGCUCUAAAAGAUGUGCCAAGGGAGAUAAACGAGAGUGAUUGGGAAUGGCUGGUUAAGGAGCAUUUCUUAAGUGACAAGUUUAAGGAAACAAGUACAAGAAACUCCAUCAAUAGGUCUAAGUUGAGAAUGCCUCAUCGUACGGGUAGUAAGCCUAUUAGACAGAUAACAUAUGAAUUGGGAGGUAAAGAUGGUAAACCACCAAGCAUGGAUACUAUGUUCUUCCAGACUCGUAAGAAGGAUAACAAGCUUGUCGAACCUGAAACAAUUGCAAAAUAUGCUGAAAUCCAAAAAUUGGUUCAAUCUGAUUCGUCACUUACAACUAUUGAAGUCGUAGAAAAGUGUUUUGGACCUCAACGUAAGAGUCAUGUAGUUGGAUUUGGUGGUGGGAUAACCGCUAAAGAGUUGAAAGGUGGUAACUCUUCAAAGGCUGCCUUGUUAAAUAAGUUGAAUGCAAGUGAAAAAGAAAAUGAAUCACUAAAAAGACGCAUGGAUGAGUUAGAGAAUAAAUGUGAACGCAUGGAUGAGCUAGAGAGUAAAUAUGAACGGCUUGCAAGUGCAGUGUUUGGUCAGCCUUCAUCACCAUCAUCUUCAAAUGAUCAAUAGAUUGAAUCAUUUAACAGCUCAAGAAUUUGAAAGAUGAAGAGUCUAUCGUUCAAGAAAGGAGCAAGUUGAAGUACAAGGUGACUUUUAUAAUAUUAGGGGUGGUUUACAGAAAAUAUCUUAUGUAUAAAUACUGUAAUUUUUAUCUUUUAGGAGUUGAUAAAAAUGGUAUCAUAAAACUUGGAUGGUAUAUCUUUUUUUAAUUCUUUGUAUUAACAAUAGAGUUUUAUAUGAAUAUUAAUUAUUUAGUAUAUUUUUGGAUGUG